Messenger RNA from Drosophila kikkawai, 791 nucleotides. Its product is annotated as RNA-binding motif protein, X-linked 2. Lineage: Eukaryota; Metazoa; Arthropoda; Insecta; Diptera; Drosophilidae. The record is from RefSeq and is a predicted model, not a curated record.
UAUUGUCCAGAGUUCCAGCAGCAGCAACAGUAAUUGUUCCAGCAGCAGCAGAAAUAGUUCCAGCAACAACAUCAACAGUCCUAGCAGCAACACCUUUAGUUACAGUAGCAAAAGUAGCUCCUAAAGCAGGUGUUAAGUGAAUUUCUUAUCAAGUCAGGUGUAAACUAGUGCAAAAAUGUCGCAAUCCGAUAACGCAGCACGUGAGCAAACUGCGGCAAAUCCGAUGCCCGAGGCAUGUCAAGGUUGCCGCGGCCAAUUGCCACGCUCCACGCCCGUGGAAGUCGAGGACAUGGCCGCCUCCCCGUCGAUAGAGAAACUCAUCCGCAAGGCCACUAUGGCCCAAAAAAUGCUGACCGACGUCAUGAAGCAACUCCAAAAGCAGCAGGAAUCUCAGGUGUCUCGCAAGGAUACAAAACCCAAGGCGAUCCGAAGCUCUGAAGGAGGUAAAAGACAUCACAGGGGACGCAAGCAUGGUCAUCACAGUAGCUCCUCUUCCAGUUCCAGUUCCGGCCACAGCGACUGCGAGCUGAUUGCCGUCGAGCAGGAGGAGAUCUCGCAUAGGAGGAGGCACGUCCGCGAGGAUCGCAAGCGCGAUCGCUCCCGAUCCCGUGGCCGUUCCCGUGGUCACUCUCGUGGCCGUUCCCAUGGGCGUUCUCGUUCCAGGUCCUACACCGAUUCCCGACGAUCCCGAGCCCUGCCCCUGGCUCUGCCCGUUAGGAUUUCAGUGUGAGUAUCCUGGCUUCAAUCAGUAUUAUCCAUUAUCCAUAUUAUUUAUUAAGUGUGCACGCAAA